AUGGCUUCAGCAAAGUUAGCACAUCCAUCGUUUCCGGCGACAGCUUCACCACGGCUGAGACCAUCUCUUCAUCCUGAACACAUUUACCAGACCCAAUGCCAUAAUCCAGCAGCUGCCAUGUCAACGUUGUACCCUUGUAUCGGCUAUGCCAAUAAGUACAGGCCUGCUCCCCCAGAAGCCUAUAACUUCUACAUCCAUGGUGUCGAGCAGCUUGUGGGUAUCGUUCCAAAAUAUUUCGCGGAUGAACUAUUAUGGGACCCCAGGUUCUCCUUCCAUGAGGAUUCUGAUGCUGAAGAUGGAGACAACAUCAUUGGGAAAAUAACUCUUCGUACCGAACCCACAAGGAAUGAUGAUGUUCAGCUUCCUUGUGUUGAAGAUAUUCCAAAGUGCUGCGAAGCAGCAUUCGAAGAACUCAUUGCGGAUAAUUCAGCCAAAUUUCCCUCUUUCGCCAAGUGGCUGAACACACCAUUUGAAGAGCGAGAAUACUCGUUAAUACAUCUCUGUGAUGAUGAAAUUCCAGGGAGAAUACGCAUUCCGUCCUUUUUGAAGGGCUUCUUGGGAAUUUUGACGGUUGGGGUGCAUCUCAACGUCUUUAGCCGAGAUUAUAAUACUGGCGCAUUCUCCAUCUGGGUUUCUCAGCGGGCCAGAGGUCGCGAUGUGGCAUAUCCGGGAAUGCUAGACCAGAUUGUCGCCGGUGGCGUGGAUAUUGACGACGAAAUCGAGGGGUAUCUGGCUCCCAGCAAGACCCUGAUCCGUGAGGCCAGAGAAGAAACUGGCCUCUCAAUCGACUGGGAUACGAAAACAGUGUCUACGCCUGGCACGCCGACGGCGCCAAAGAUAGAUCUUGGCAAGGUGCAAAGAGUUUCGAAUAUCACCUUUUUCGACAAGAAAGAUUGGAAGGCAGGUAAUCUUAACAAAGAUCAUCUGGAACCAGGCCUCAGAAUCAUAUACGACCUCGAAAUUAAAGAACCUAAAAAGUUCCAUCCACAAGGAAUCGAGGAGGGGAUCGAGAAGCUUGAAUGUAUGAAUGUGUCAGAGGUAAAGAAAAGCCUAUUGGCCAACAAAUGGAAGCCAAAUUGCGGGCUCGUGAUGCUUGACUUCUUACUUCGCCGCAAUAUCAUUAACGCCAAUAACGAUGCGUCUUUUAGUCGAAUGCUACAAGACCUACGCCCAGAAAUGCCAAUGAGGUUCGCAGAAAAAUACCAGAGGAACAUCAGGGGGUGGUAG
Messenger RNA from Fusarium coffeatum, 1227 nucleotides. RefSeq lists its product as uncharacterized. The transcript has a single exon. The record is from RefSeq and is a predicted model, not a curated record. Bases 1 to 1227 code for a protein of 408 amino acids. Lineage: Eukaryota; Fungi; Ascomycota; Sordariomycetes; Hypocreales; Nectriaceae.